AGAGGGCGUGGCCGUCCCUGGGGCGCGGGCGCGGGGAGCCGGGCUCCCAUCUCUCUCGGUCUGAGCUAACCCGCCGCCUCCAGUCCCGAUCGGGCGGCGGGCGCAGGAAGGAGCGACAGGCGGAGGGCCCAUGUCCGGCCCGGGUCCCCGCCGCCGUCCCCUGCGACCCGCCGGGCCUUCCCGGGCUUCUCCCGGGCGGGGAGCGCAACAUCCUCCCCGGGGAGCACGCUGGGGCCGCGCAGCACCGCGGGUACCCGAUUUUCAACCCGCUUUUUGGCUUGUCCCCCGAUCCUUUUCCCGAGUGCCCUCUCUUUACACCCUUAUUCAUCCACGGGCCCUGUGGGCCCGAGUUCGCUCAGGAGGGUUUGGGGAGGAGCCAUCCGCCCAGGGAUGGAGUGAAGUUUUUCUCCGGAGGGGCCGACGCGGGGGAAACCCGGAGGGUCAGUUCCCUGGUCGACGUGGUGUAAGGUUUGGGACCGUCGGGGGAGGGCUGCCCAGCUGCGAGGCUGGAGCACGUUCAAGGCAUGUCCCUGGAUGCCCCCCAGAGACAUUUAGGUGCCUUGGCAGGGUGGAGGUUAAAUAGAAGCUUCCUAGGAAAUGACCUUUCCUGAGUGCUUCCUCUGUGCCAAGCAUGCUGCUGUUCCCUGCAGUAGGCUCUGCCGAGGGAACUUCUAGGAAAGAGAUGCUGUGAUUAUCUCAUGUUGACGACAGAAGCCCUGGGUGUCAGCAUCACGCGGCUAGCAGGUUAUCAGUAGAUGGGUCUGACGCCAAAACCCAGACUACCAUCAAGAUAAAGCGUAUACAUAGGUGGCUCCCCCCGGAGGAUAACAGAAGUAAAGAAAUUUGAAUCUGCCACUUCAAGUUCCAUAUAAAUUGCACAUUGCUGGAAGAGGGCGAUGGCUGUGGCCUUGGGUUGUGCAAUCCAGGCCUCCUUGAAUCAGGGCUCGGUGUUUCAAGAGUAUGAUACUGACUGUGAGGUCUUCCGCCAGCGCUUCCGGCAGUUCCAGUACAAAGAAGCAGCUGGGCCUCAUGAAGCUUUCAACAAACUCUGGGAGCUCUGCUGUCAAUGGCUGAAGCCAAAGAUGCGUUCUAAGGAGCAAAUCUUGGAGCUGCUGGUGUUGGAGCAAUUCCUAACGAUUCUCCCCACAGAGAUAGAGACUUGGGUGAGGGAACAUUGCCCAGAGAACAGAGAAAGAGUUGUGUCACUGAUAGAAGACUUACAGAGAGAACUUGAGAUACCAGAGCAGCAGCUGGAUAGGCAGGAAAUGCUCUUGGAAGAACUGGCACCAGUGGGAAUGGCACACAUACCACCAAACAUCCACCUGGAGUCACCCCCACUCCAAGUAAUGGGACCUGCCCCGGAAGUCCCAGUGGCAGAGGCGUGGAUCCCACAAGCCGGGCCGCAGGAGCUGAGCUUCAGUGGUGCUGGGGAAGGCCAGUCCUUUCUCGACCCUGGAUACCCAAUACCAAAACUUGACGUGAGCUUUCCAUUGGAGCAUAGAGAAGAGGCAUGGGUGAAGGAACUGCAAGAUUCCAAAGAAAUUAAGCAAUUACUUGAUUCCAAGUUAGGUUUUGAGAUUGGAAUAGAAAAUGAAGAAGAUACUUCAGAAAAACAGAAAAAACUGGAGAAUAUGUAUCCAUUUAUUGUUACUUUGGAGGGGAAUGCUCUUCAUGGCCCCAUUUUGCAAAAAGACUAUGUACAGCUAGAAAAUCAAUGGGAAACCCCUCCAGAGGAUUUACAGAGAGAUUUAACAAAACUUGUAGAGCAUCAGAACCCCUCAGCAGGAGAGAAACCUGAGAGCUCCAACUUGGAAGAACCUCUCAACCCAAGACCCCAUAAGAAGAAGAGUCCGGGUGACAAACCUCACCGAUGUUCUCAGUGUGGGAAAUGUUUUGCUCGAAAGUCACAACUUACAGGGCACCAGAGAAUUCAUUCAGGAGAGGAACCUCAUAAGUGCCCUGAAUGUGGAAAGAGAUUCCUCCGUAGUUCAGACCUUUACAGACACCAGCGACUUCACACAGGGGAGAGACCCUAUGAAUGCACUGUGUGUAAAAAGCGAUUCACUCGGCGCUCACACCUUAUAGGGCACCAGAGAACCCAUUCUGAAGAAGAAACAUAUAAAUGUCUUGAGUGUGGGAAAAGCUUUUGUCAUGGAUCAAGUCUUAAAAGACAUCUGAAAACUCAUUCGGGUGAGAAACCUCAUAGAUGUCAUAAUUGUGGGAAGAGUUUUAGUAGGCUGACAGCUCUUACUUUGCACCAGAGAACACACACUGAAGAGAGACCUUUUAAAUGUAAUUACUGUGGGAAAAGCUUUAGACAGAGACCAAGCCUUGUUAUUCAUUUAAGAAUUCAUACAGGGGAGAAGCCAUACAAGUGUAGUCAUUGUUCUAAAAGCUUCAGACAGAGAGCAGGCCUUAUUAUGCACCAAGUCACUCACUUUAGAGGACUUCUUUAAGGAUUGUUAAAGGAAACAAAUCCUACAGAGAUUGAUAACUAACCCCAACACAAAAUCUUAAACAUGCAACAGCCUGUUUGUCUUGGAAGAAUUCGUUUGAGCUUGUAAGAAAAGAAAAGCUUUUUUUUUCUACUUUAAAAACCCAUCUUCCAAGUUAUAUGAAUUCUAGAGUAUCUACCUACUCUUGCAAUUUUCAUAGAUUUGAUUUAUUCUGUCUCUGCAACUCAUUUUUUAUUACAUUGACAAUUUUUGUGAACCAAGUCAACCAUAUCGUAAAUGUCAGCAUAAAAAUAAUGGCAAGCCUUUUCAGGGUAGGGUCAACAUAAUGGAUUAUCAUAUUUGUCUGGCAUAUCUAUUAUAGUAUUACCAUAAUUAUUCUGCUGUCAUUAUUAAAGGUGAUUAUAUUAGUUUAAAACUUUAUAUGUGUCCCAGGUGGCAACAAAGGAGACAGUGUAUUUUAUGAAAUAAUAAAAAUAUGUUAGGAACACAUGGAUGAAGAGGAUUUCGUUUGCCUGCUAUGAACUGGGUUCUUUCCAUUGAAAAUUUUGUCUUUGAAGAAAUUAGAAUUUUAAUCUUUACUUUUGAAUUUUGCAAAGUUGACUAAUCUGCUUAGUUGGCAGUCUGGGGUGAUGCUACUCAGAGCUGAGUAUUGGUUUGAUGAUUUAUUUUGUUCCCAGGAUAAGUCAACUCUUUGUGGAAGAACCCAUUUGCCAGUUGAAGUCAUACAAGUAGACUCUAAUUUAAUUUACACUGACUGAGGAACCAGUAUCCAUUGCUUUUCACUCUCCUUUGCUAUUCAACUGUGUCUCUCUCAGUGCUUUAAAAUUUUAUCCAUUCUUUAAUUCAGUGUCUCCCUAAGUGUGUGUCAUAGAACACCUAUUUCUAUAAGAUAGUUUGCAAAUAAGUUUGGGAAUCCCUUCCUGCUGUUUCUGCUUUGUAGAUUCACAGUGCACAUCAGCCUAUGAGGAUUCUGAGAGGUCCUCUCAUGAAGGUGGAAAAAGCACCUCUUUUGGCUCAGUGUUUUGCAAUCCUGUUUGACCCCAGAACCCGUUUUCAUGUACACCCAAUAAUAACCCACAGAGCUCUUAUUCUGCAAAUAUUCUUGGAACACACUGCCUUUAACACAUAUUUCUAUAGCUAUCUGUAUAGCCUGAUUGUUCCCAAGCCUAGCUAUUUCCAGUUGCUUCAAGUGUGUUAUGAAAAAAUUCUUUACACUUAUUUUUUUAAUGUAACAUACACACAUCAUUUAAGGAGGAUCAGUAAUUCAGAUAUUUAUGUGUUGCUCAGUGAUUUGUAACCGCUUUGAAUUUUGCUUAUAAUCUCACACACACAUUGCUACUUAUAUAAAUGUUCUCAUAUACUAGUGGUUAUGACUCAAGUUCCUAUAGCAAAGGAAGAACUCUCUUUGUCAGUUAAAGCUGUUAAUACAUGAAAAUAUUCAUUCAGCCUUGUUCCUUGUUAAAAAAUACAAGCAAUAGGACAUUCAAGUAUUUCCCUUUGUGAGGAUACCAGUCAUCCUUUCCUUAAACUAGAAUUAGGGAAAGUAUAUUUUUUUCUAUUCCAUUAAAGUUCUUGCAACUGAUAUUUAAUACAAGCAUUGUGGGGAUAUGUACUAUGUGCCUAACUAGUCCUGUUCUAGGCUUAAUGGAAACUAUUAAAAAUUAAUUCAUAAAGAGUUUAUAAUAUCUUUAGUUAAACAAGAGUUGGGAAACAAAUGGCCAGCAGUGCAAGAGAGUUUGUAGUUAAGUGUCAAUUCAUACCAAGUACUAGAGCCAGGAUGUGUCCUUCAUUUUUGUCAUCCAGGUCCUAGUAUGAUGCUGCUAUAAGUCUGGGGAUAAAAUUGAGAUCCCAGUAGCAAUAAACAUGGAACAGGGGAGGAGUCUGAAUGUAGAGGUAAAUAAUACUGAAUGUAAUGGCUUCUCUUUUCUCUCUUGUGGAAUUGCAUUCAAACCAGGACAGUGCCUUAGAAUGGAUGAGCCCAACUGCUCUGUAUCUAUGCAAUAUUUUAAUAAAGUGAAAACGUAUGUGCUCUUC
Capra hircus (goat) is the source of this 4490-nucleotide messenger RNA. It is a transcript of the gene ZNF449, whose product is annotated as zinc finger protein 449. The transcript has 5 exons. Bases 897 to 2456 code for a protein of 519 amino acids. Gene Ontology annotation, molecular function: DNA-binding transcription factor activity, RNA polymerase II-specific; RNA polymerase II cis-regulatory region sequence-specific DNA binding. Gene Ontology annotation, biological process: regulation of transcription by RNA polymerase II. NCBI's taxonomy places the organism in Eukaryota, Metazoa, Chordata, Mammalia, Artiodactyla, Bovidae. The record is from RefSeq and is a predicted model, not a curated record.